Lethenteron reissneri (Far Eastern brook lamprey) is the source of this 1473-nucleotide messenger RNA. RefSeq names its product microtubule-associated proteins 1A/1B light chain 3A-like. NCBI's taxonomy places the organism in Eukaryota, Metazoa, Chordata, Hyperoartia, Petromyzontiformes, Petromyzontidae. The record is from RefSeq and is a predicted model, not a curated record.
GGUCUUUGUGUUGUGCGUGGGGUGUCGCCACGUCUCCUGCUGCCCUCCCUCCUCUCGGGGGUCUCGGAGUUUCCCCUCGUGUCGUUGUUAGUUGUUGUCGGGCCCCGCAGGAAGAGGAGGAGGGAGGGAGGAAGACAGCGAUGGCCGGGUCGCUCUCGUUCAAGGAGACGCGGAGCCUCGAGGAGCGCAUCGCAGACUCAACUCAGAUCCGCGCUCUGCACACCAACAAGAUACCCGUCAUCAUCGAGCGUUGCAAGGGUGAGAAGCAUCUGCCCAAGCUGGACAAGACCAAGUUCCUGGUGCCGGAUCACGUCAACAUGAGCGAGCUGGUUAAGAUCCUCCGGCGCCGUCUUGAGCUGGACCCGGGCAAGGCGUUCUUCCUGCUGGUGAACCAGCGCAGCAUCGCGAGCGCCAGCGUGCCCCUGUCGCAGCUGUACGAGCAGCAGCGGGACGCCGACGGCUUCCUCUACAUUGUCUACGCAUCGCAGGAGACCUUCGGCUGAUUCCGAGAGGCACCCCCCCACGUUAUCUUUUUAUGAAUUUUACUAUUCAAUAUCCAUACCAUGUACAGGCCUCCCCACCCCCCUUUUUUUGGGGGGUGGGGGCAAAACCGCUGCUGGAUGAUGCAGAUUUGUCACGUCGUCAAACCAAUAAUGCGUGUACUCUUUGGUUCGGAUGCAGGAGCAGUUCUCCUGCUGUCUGUCUCACCUGAUGACGGUUGCUUGUGUUGCGAUCGAAACGUCGUGAUCUAUUAAUUUUCUACCUACGUGACUUUACCGAAAGAACCAAAGAGAAUGGAUUUCUGCAGUCAGGAAAGCUUCAAAUGAAGAUUCAACAAUGUGUGGUUUUGCUGCAUUGUCCACUACCCGCAGUGCAGUCCCACACACAGCCUGCAACGUUCUGGCACAAUCCUGGCUCCACUCUGCCUUACUUCCGACAUCGGGCACACUCUGGGAAAUUGUAUCAAGAGGCUGAGAAAUCCAUAACGCAAUUGAAACUCACAGUCACCGUUUUGUUUGCAGUGCACAAUGUUGCGCAGUAGGGCCAAAUAGUUAUUCGCUCUAAGUGGUUGUGUUUAAAUCCAUAUAGCAAUAGGUAAUAGCUGUAAGUAGAGAUAAGUAUACACUACUGCUUGUUAUCCAUGGGAGGGUGGUAUGAAACAUACACAACUGGGCUGUCAAGGGUUGUAGAUUGAAAGAUGAAAAGUACACUCUUAUAAACUCGAGGGAUAUUCAUGUUUUAAAUGAGAAACCUAAAAUAAUGUUGAUGCCAAGCAUGAUUAAUUAGUAAUCGGUUCACAAAACUUUUUGGAAAGUGCUGUCCGAUUAAAGCAAUGUGGGCAAUGUCUGCGUCCAGAGAAUUGCUGCUCCACUCAGCUUGGGAUUACGCAAUGCGAGAGUGAUCUUAUCCGCUCGAUAAUGUUUUGUUGCCAUGUAAAUAUAAAGUAAAAACAAUAAACCUUUUUCGGAAUUG